Messenger RNA from Sebastes umbrosus (honeycomb rockfish), 2048 nucleotides. RefSeq names its product zinc finger protein 503-like. Gene Ontology annotation, biological process: negative regulation of DNA-templated transcription. Bases 225 to 1895 code for a protein of 556 amino acids. The transcript has 2 exons. Lineage: Eukaryota; Metazoa; Chordata; Actinopteri; Perciformes; Sebastidae. Gene Ontology annotation, cellular component: nucleus. The record is from RefSeq and is a predicted model, not a curated record.
CUCGGACCUGCAGCCACACUGUCAGAGCGACGCACUGGGAUGAAGACACGCGGCUGUUAUUACGCACGGAUUCUGCAUCUCUCACUCUCAAACUGAGGAUUUAACAUUAUUUUAUCUCUGGCUAAAGGCUUUUUAACCAUCUGACGCUUUUUUCUUUUUGAAUAUUGUCUUUUAUUUUUCCCCCUACACAUGUAUUUCUCAACCAUUUCCACGAGAAUUGGGUCAUGAUCACAUCGCCCACUGUCUCUGUCCUGAGAAAUAGCACGAAUCCAGCGUGGGAGAGCGGCUCCUCCUCUGUGGAGAGAAGGGAGAAGAUCAGCCAGCUAUUCUUCCACCACAACUUCGUCUCUCCUGCAGACCCUUCUCGACAAGCCAGUCGUCUUCCCAUCAAGGUUUUGAAAAUGCUUACCGCUCGGUCAGGACACAUUUUACACCCGGAGUACCUCCAGCCUUUACCGUCCACUCCCAUCAGUCCCAUCGAGCUGGAUGCCAAGAAAAGUCCUUUGGCUCUUUUGGCCCAAACGUGCUCUCAGAUCGGCAAACCGGACCCUCCAUCCUCCUCCAAGCUGUCCUCUGUGACCUCAAAUGGAUCAAAUAGUGACAAGGAGACCAAAUCCGGUCCUCUGAAAAUGAGCGACAUCGGAGCCGAUGAUAAAUCCAGCUUCAAGCCGUACUCCAAAUCGGAGAAGAAGGACUCCAGCAGCAGCAGCAGCCUCAGUGGAGAUAAAACCAGUUUCCGAGUGCCUAGCGCCACCUGCCAGCCGUUCAGCCCCAGGACAGGCAGCCCCAGCUCCUGCACCUCCGUCUCUCCUCUGCCGGCUGAAGGCAAAGCGGGGGACAAGGAGGACAAGAAGGAGUCUGAUAGCAAUAAAAGCACGGAGAGUAACGGCAGCCAUAGGAUAAGUGGAAAUACAUCUGACGGCAGCCAACACCAGGAGAACACAUCCAAGACUGUUACAUCAGACUCAACAUCUGUAACCUCAUCGUCCUCCUCCAUCCUCGGCUCCGGACUGGUCGCCCCCGUUUCCCCGUACAAACCCGGGCAUACAGUUUUCCCCAUGCCACCUGCUGGUAUUUCCUAUCCUGGAAGUUUAGCGGGUGCCUAUGCAGGUUACUCACAGCAAUUCCUCCCUCAUGGAUUGACCCUUGACCCUACCAAAUCCAGCAGCCAGCAGCUGUUGAGCGCACAGUUUGCUGCAGCCCAAUCCAUGGGUUGCAGUAAAGCGGGUUCAAGUCCCUUAAAUGGAGCGUCACCGCCGACUCUCAUGUCUGCAAGUCUGUGUCGAGACCCCUACUGCCUGAGCUACCACUGCUCAAGCCAUUUGUCCGCAGCCAGCGCCAACUGCGCACAUGACUCUGCGACUGCAGCACUCAAAUCUGGAUACCCGCUCAUGUACCAGACGCACCCGCUGCACGGCGUGCACACCUCGGCCCCGACUUUCACUGGACAUCCCUUAUAUCCCUACGGCUUUAUGCUUCCCAAUGACCCCCUGCCGCACGUGUGUAACUGGGUGUCUGCAAACGGACCUUGCGAUAAGCGCUUUUCCUCCUCAGAGGAGCUCCUCGGCCACUUGCGGACUCACACGGCCUUUGCAGGUACAGAGAAGUUGAUAUCUGGGUACCCGGGCUCCUCUUCUCUGGCCAACGCUGCUGCAGCCGCUGCUAUGGCUUGUCACAUGCAUAUGCCUCCUAAUGGCCCUGGCAGCCCCGGCGCACUGGCCCUCAGGGGCCCCCAUCACCACCUCGGACUGAGCAGCCGCUACCACCCGUAUUCAAAGAGCCCCCUGCCUCCCGGGGCUCCGGUGCCGGUCCCCGCAGCCACAGGGGCUUACUACUCCCCGUACGCCUUGUAUGGACAAAGACUGACGACAGCCUCGGCCUUAGGAUACCAGUAGACACAAAGAAUUAUACAUUUAUAAAAAAGGAGAUUUAGGCCCAAUGAGUUUUAUAUUGUACUUCAUGCAGGGACUGGAUCCAUGUGGGGAUCUGUGUAUUUAUUUGCGAUAGCUUCAAGCGUGACUAAAAAUAAAAAAUAAUAUAACUUUGAA